This is a messenger RNA of Cuscuta epithymum, 2871 nucleotides long. The record is from the annotation of a GenBank genome assembly. NCBI's taxonomy places the organism in Eukaryota, Viridiplantae, Streptophyta, Magnoliopsida, Solanales, Convolvulaceae.
CCCAAACCCUGGAGAAACAUGGUUCCUUCUUUCUUCUAUUUAUUCUUUUCUUCCUGUCAACCCGGAAACGUGAGAGGUGAGACUUGCUAGCCCCGCUCACCGUGUCCAGCCAUCCUUGCCGGGCUGCCCUGCUGUCCUGCUCUAAUGCUCCAUUCUACCGGUUACUCCACUUAGCGGCCUAGACCCAUUAAACCUUAGUCAGCCGCAGGGUAUGUAUCCUGAUUGCUUUACGUUUGGGAGUAUUCUGAGAAAUUCAUUUGGAUGUUAUAGAGUCGAUGGACUUAUGAUUAUUGGCAGUAUACAUGGCAUCAUUGUUCAAUUGGGGUAUGAGUCUAAUAAUGUGCCUAUUGGAUCUCUAGUUGAUGCCUAUGUGAAGUAUGGGAACUUAGCUGGUGCAAAUCGUCUUUAUAGAAGUAUGAAGAAGAUAGAUAUCAUAUCAUGCUCUGCAUUAAUUAUGCGAUAUGCUCGUCAAGGUAAAGGCAUUGAUGAAUGCAUGAAUCUCUUUUUUGAGUUGAACCGAUUGCACGUGAAAAUUAAUAGUGUAAUAUUGUGCUCAAUGCUUAGUUUGUGCUCUAAAUCAGCAUUAUUGAGUCUAGGAAGGCAGGUGCAUACUCUUACGUUGAAAUAUCAAAAUAAACAUGAUGUAGCCUUGGGAAACUCUUUGAUUGCCAUGUACACAAAAGCAGGUGAGAUUGAGGCUGCUAAGAGAAUUUUUCAUCACAUGGAAGAGAAGAAUGAAAUCUCAUGGACAUCAAUGAUAUCUGGAUAUGGUGUGCACGGCCAUACUGAGAACGCAAUUUCUCUUUACAAGAAGAUGGAACUGCAAGGAAUUUAUCCAAAUCAUAUCACGGUCUUGUCCCUUUUCUCUGCGUGUAGUCAUACUGGCUUGACUUCUCAAGGCUGGGAGUUCUUCCACAAUAUGGUUCGAAAAUAUAAGAUUUGCCCAUCGUCGAAGCACGAUGCUUGCAUGGUAGACCUUUUGGCACGUGAGGGUUGUUUGGAAGAAGCCCAUAGUUUGAUAUGUAGGGAGAAAGUUAAUCCGAGUGCCUCUCUUUGGGGAUCACAUCUUGGGGCGUGUAGUGUGCAUGAACAUAUGCAUCAUGGAGAGUUAGCAGCGAAGAAUUUAUUUAGUAUGAACCCCCAAGAGCCUGCCAACUAUGUUGUCUUGGCUAACAUAUACGCAUUGGCAGGUUUAUGGUGAAGGGCCGCCGAUACACGGGAAUUGAUUGUUAAUAGGAGGUCACGGAAGAAUCCUGGUCAUAGUUUUGUCCUGUCAAACAAUAUCACUUCUUCCCGCUGGUUGGUAUAAAGGCUUACCCCUGUACUAAAGUUCAGAGAGAUUGUUUCCGGAUGACUCAUAGUGAAAAUCGCAUCCAAAAUUGCAUGGACUGACUGCUGCUUCAUAACAAAGAAGCGCAGACACUUUAGUGAGCCAUUUUGCUUUACUCCAUAUUUGUCAAGCCAAAAUAUAAUAAAUCUUUGGCUCCAUUGCAAGUGAUGGAAAAGAAAAAGAAAGGAUAAACUCAUAAAAGGCCAGAGCUAAGGAGCACCUUGACUUGUUUAAUGUUGCUGCUAGUCAACCUAAAGUUCCAUCUCGUAAAUUAUCUCUUUGUGUUUACAAAUGCCAAAUGUAAUAUAAUGGUCUGGUGACUGGUGUGGAUCCAAAUCAAUAUUGUGUGAGUUCUACAAAGCUGGGAAAUGUACAAAGGAUUUCAAGUGGAAGUUCUCACACGAUCUGAAUAUACAAAAAAAGGAGAGAAGAUUGUCAUUUGCAUAUAAAUGUGAUCAUGUAAAAAAGAAAUAGCGGAGGAUCUGGAGUUUGGGGCCAAGAGACUUUUGAGGAGUUUGUGGCAUAAAAAGUGAGGAGUACAGCAAGAACCAAUCAAGUUUCAGGGUCCACUAUUACCUUGUGUUUUGCUUUUGUGUUGUCCACAUCUAUUAUAGAUAAGUUGGGAAAAGGGGUUAUAUUUUACAUUGGGGGGGGGGGGGGCUCUUCCCAUGCUUUGUGUGAUUGUUUACCUCAAAUGAGACAAAUAUAAAUCAAAUAAAAAGAUUAAAUUGUACCCAUUCAGGUAGCUCUUUUUUAUUCCAACGUAGACCUCACAUGUUGCUCCUAGUUAAAAGAUCUUUCCAUAUGACUUGAAUGAAAUGAGUGGGAUUUCUCAGGAAGAAUGUAGAGGUAUCAUCAUUCGUAGUUCUCAUGUGCAGGUUUGUAAAUACUUUUUGGAUGCUGAGGAGAAGAAAUGAAUGGAUGGUUUUGGGUCUGUCGAAAUUGUGGUAAACACUGUCACUAUAGAUAUACUCUUCCUCCAGGGUAUGUUCUGAAAUCAAUGAGGAAUAGAUUAAUAUUUUGAAAGCAAUGGUCUGCAAAAUAUGGAAGGGUAAGUUUUAGAGUUGUAAUGUACUUCAAAACGCUAAUGGAAAACAGUUCAGUUUUCAGCGUUUUCGAUUUUGUGGAGAAAUUGUGGCCACAAAAUGGAGCAAGAGCUGGAGAUGCAGUGAGAUCGCGGGCAAGAUCCAUGGGUUGAACUACCUUUAGGCAGAUUGAUUGAAAAAGGUGCACUGAGGAAUGAUUGGGCAGGCCGUAGAUGGGGGUUUCUUCCAGCGAUGGAGUGCAGGCACGACAGAAACGUUGAUGUUUGUGUUUUGAAAUAACUCCCAGCUAAAAUUGUCUAAAAAAAAGUUAAUCCCACUUAGUUAUAUGAAUAUGUAUCUUUUGUUCAUAAAAAAGGUUUUCACACCUUACCUAAUAUUAGCAACUAGCUUUUCAGCCAUUAUUUUCACGAAUGAAUAUUUUUUCACUAGAAUAUUUUGCACGGAAAUUGGGAACACAUAACACAUUGAUGUUUGUGUUUUGAUUUUUGAAAUAAC